Molecule: messenger RNA, 1830 nt
Organism: Fusarium pseudograminearum CS3096
Lineage: Eukaryota; Fungi; Ascomycota; Sordariomycetes; Hypocreales; Nectriaceae
Exons: 5
Coding region: 1-1830 (609 amino acids)
Molecular function (GO): protein binding
Source: RefSeq, a predicted model, not a curated record
AUGACUCCAAUGUUCGUAGAAUGCACUUGGCUCUUGAUAUAUGGCAAUGUCCCUUCGGCCGGAGUUCUUUCGGGAUACUGGCCUAUUGCUAGCCGAGGCCAUGUAAUCAUCACCACUCGUAACUCCUCUGUUGCGUAUCGCCAAGCCAGUUCUGCGAUUGAGAUAACAUCUUGGGAUGUCACUAUGGGAUCCGAAUUCCUCAUGUUCCUCCUACAGAGAGAGUUUGGGAAUGACGCAAAGAAGGAAGGCAUAUCAGCACUCGAACUGUCGCGCUGGCUGAGUGGACAUGCUUUAGGUAUCUCGCACAUGGCUGGACUCAUUCACAAACGAUCAUGGACUAUAUCCGAGUUCAUGAAUGUCUACCUGAACAACCCCCGUCGUGUUGAUGGAAAGCAAGGCUCGGAGCUUCAGGCGCUAUGGGACUUUUCUUUCCAGUCUUUGGAUACGGACGUGCGAAGCUUUCUGGGUGUUUUGUCCUUCUUGAUGCCCGACAACAUCCCUCAAUCGCUGUUUGAGAUUACUGAGGGCCUACCAAACAGGCUCGAUUUCUGCUCGGACCAGUUCAGCUUUUCCGAAACAAUUGAGGAUCUUCUUGAGACCUCAUUAAUCAAAAGGAACAGAAACACUAGAGCAUUUUCCAUCCAUCGAAUGGUGCAAACACAAUUCAGAUAUUUUCUGAAGCCUUCCGAGCUUUUCGACAGUUUUGAAGAUGCCGUUAAGCUAGUAUACCAUCAAUACCCCAAGAUGGGAGAGAAAAAGGGCCAGCUUUACGACGAAUGGUCCCGAUGCGAUGCCCUGCUCCAACAUGUCAUCUCUUUGAAAGAUUGCUUUAGAGAGAUCCGCAACUCUGAUAAGAAGUUCAAGGCCAUAUGGGAGUUCUGUGAACUCUUGAGAGAAUGCCAAAGGUAUCUGUAUGAGUCGAACGCUUUCAAGGACCUCGAGGACAUGUGCAAAGUCAAUCUCGUUGCCGUCGAAACUUUAGAAGACCAGCAAAAGAUCAAUGAACUUCUUCCGCAUAUCUAUUCCCACCAAGCAAAUAUGUAUGAAGGUUUAGGCCAGGCCAAGGAGGCUAUUGAAUUGAACAAGAAAGCGCUCGAAAUUCGGCUCCGAGAGGAUCCUGUCAAGCACGUCCUAUGCUACGGAUUGGAAGCUAACCUUGGUUACACGCACAACACUGCUGGCGACCACAAACUUGCCAUGAACUGGUUCGAGAAGGCACGCAGCCGUUGGUUGACACACGUGGCAGAGGAUGAUGACCACGGCGCAUACCCACCUGUACUGAAGAAGAACAUAGCUCGUUGCUUGCUAUACUUGGGGGAUCUUCAGGAUGCCAGAAUCCUACUGGAGGCGUCUAUUGAGGAGUUCAAGAACUCGAAACCCUUCAACUGGGGUAUGCUUGCUUUUGCUUACCAAGUCAUGGGCCUCAUAAACCGAUCCGAGGGAGAUUUCAAAACGUCUGAAGAGAACUUUAUCGAUGCACAGAAUGUUUGGCGGCAGGGAGACAAAGCCCGACUAAACCCAUUUUAUGGUGGAUGUGCCUACAAGGCUGGCGCCGUCUGUCUCGACCAGGGCAAAACAAAGGCAGCGAUCAAACAUCUACGAGACUCGAUGGAUGUAACGAGCUUCUACAAGGAAGACAUGCCUGUCGAGCAUGCGCGCACUUGCUUCAAGCUAUCUGAAGCUCUUUUCAGGGACAAUCCGAAUGACACUACUGAAGCGGAGGAUUUGAGAAGUCAGGCAGAGACUUAUCUAAAGAAGCGCGACCUAGAUGCCAAGGAGUUUACUCUUGAGUCUUCUUAUGAUCAGUUUGUUCCAAUCUUUUGGCGCUGA